AUGAUGAAUUAUCAAGAAGAGAAGAUUUCCUCCCCGUGUGAAAUUAAGUAUUGUGGACAAGAAAGAAGAUGUAUUGUUAGUAUAGAGUCUGGACUUCCAGAGUGUGUCUGUGUGGAGAAAUGCAAGCCUAGAUAUAUGCCAGUUUGUGGAUCUGAUGGAAAGUUUUAUGAAAACCAUUGUGAACUUCACCGUGCUUCCUGCUUACAUGGAAAGAAAAUAUACAUUGUCCACAGUAAAGACUGUUUCUUCAAAGGAGAUACCUGCACUAUGGCUGACUACAACAGACUCAAGAACAUUCUUCUUGAUCUUCAAGCUAAUCGGAAGAAGCAAGAAAGCAGGCCUCUGGGAGAUAAAAUUUCUCAAAAACGAGCACUUGUAGAAGAUGUGUUUCACUAUUUGGAUAUAAACAUUGAUGGUCAUCUAGACAGUUCUGAACUGGCUCAGUACACAAAGAAUGAAGAGCUGGAUGAGCAUUUUUUGGACUGUAGCAUGGGAGAUCUGCUUCGAUUUGAUGACUACAAUAUGGAUGGUUAUCUAACUCUUCCAGAGCUCUACACUGCAUUCCAGGUUGUCCAGCUCACUCUUGAUCCAGAUAAGAAGGUCAGCAUGACUACUGUAACUGUUGGAUUAAGUACUGUGCUAACCUGUGCAAUUUAUGGAACGCUACGUCCUCCCAUCAUCUGGAAACGAAAUGGAGUAAUAUUAAACUUCUUAGAUUUGGAAGAUAUAAAUGAUUUUGGAGAAGACAAUUCAUUGUACAUCACCAAGGUAACAACCGUUCAUAUGGGCAAUUAUACAUGCCAUGCUUAUGGCUAUGACGACCUCUACCAGACACACAUCCUUCAGGUGAAUGUUCCUCCAGUAAUAAGAGUGUAUCCAGAGACGCAGGCUCAGGAACCUGGGGUGUCUGCCAGCCUGAAGUGUCAUGCUGAGGGUAUUCCUAACCCCAAAAUAACAUGGCUGAAAAAUGGCAUUGAUAUAAUGCCAAAAUUAUCCAAGCAAGUCACAUUAAUUGCCAAUGGAAGUGAACUUCAUAUUUCUAGUGUCCGUUACGAAGACACUGGGGCCUAUACAUGCAUUGCCAAAAAUGAAGUUGGUGUUGAUGAAGACAUAUCCUCGCUUUUCAUUGAAGACUCAGGAAAAAAAACUCUUGCAAACAUUCUGUGGAGAGAAGAAGGUUUGAGUGUGGGGAACAUGUUUUAUGUCUUUUCUGAUGAUGGAAUCACAAUAAUUCAACCACGAGAUUGUGAGAUCCGAAGACAGAUCAAGCCUAGUGAGAGGAUUCUUACAAGCUACGAAGAGAUGUGUCAACAACCUGAAGGAAAUCCCGAUCAAUCGUGUUCAUGGUCUUCAGCCAUCAACGUGAGGGGAAAAUACAUUUAUGUAUCCCAGCCAAACCAGAACAGGGUUUUAAUAAUUGACAUCCAGAUGCAGAAGGUUAAACAGACAAUACAAGUUGACCCAUAUCCAGCAAAAUUACUUUAUGACAAAUCGCAUGACCAAGUCUGGAUUCUUAGCUGGGGAGAUAUAAAUAAAUCACAUCCAUCAUUACAGGUUAUAUCUGAAGCAAGCACAGGAGAAAGUCAGCACAUUAUCCGCACAGACUUUGAAGAUGUAGAGGAUUUGUUUAUUCCCCCAACCAAUCUGAUCAUUAACCACAUUCGAUUUGGCUUCAUCUUCAAUAAAUCCAGACCUUCAAUUCAUAAAAUUGACCUUGAAACUGUGAAUCAAAUAAAGACUAUCAGCUUCAAAAACUCCAGUUGUAUCCCGAAGAACAUGGCAUAUUCCCAUCUAGGUGGCUACUACUUUGUACAGUGCAAAGUAAACAAUUCUUUAACUGCGUUGCCUCAGGUAAUAAUUGAUAGUGUUACAGACACAGUCAUUGGCCCAAAUGGUGAUAUCACUGGGACACCCUACAUUUCCUCCGAUGGACAUUAUUUGGUCAGCACAGAUGAAGUUAAUGGCCGAAUUAGAGUUCAAACAAUUACUUUCCAAGGUGAAAUUAAAUUGAUUUAUGACCUACAAACGAAUUUACAAAUAUCUGAUGUAACUUUUCAAUCAUCUUUCACGGAGAGCAAUCAGUAUUAUAUCUAUGCUGCAUCAAAUCUACAAACUGAUGUUCUCUUUUUAGAACUGUCCUCAGGAAGGAUGGACAUGCUGAAGAAUCUAAAAGACCCAGUAGCACAAAAAGACUGGCCCUGGAAUGAGAAAAAUAGAAUAAUAAAAGACAGUGGCCUAUUUGGACACUAUAUUUUAACACCAGCUAAGGAUUCUCUGUUUCUAAUCAAUGGGAGGCAAAGCAUUCUACAUUGUGAGGUCUCAGGAAUCCGACAAGGAAACACAGUGGUUUGGGUUGGAGAAGUAUGA
Bufo bufo (common toad) is the source of this 2367-nucleotide messenger RNA. RefSeq names its product follistatin like 4 (gene FSTL4). Lineage: Eukaryota; Metazoa; Chordata; Amphibia; Anura; Bufonidae. Gene Ontology annotation, molecular function: protein binding. The transcript has 14 exons. The record is from RefSeq and is a predicted model, not a curated record. Bases 1 to 2367 code for a protein of 788 amino acids. Gene Ontology annotation, biological process: multicellular organism development; regulation of BMP signaling pathway; cell differentiation.